AUGGCGAAAUUGAAGAUUUCAGGGCCGUGGAGUGGUGUUUUGGAUGUGGAACUGGAUAAUUGGACUGUGAUCAUGUUGAGGGAAGAAAUAGCAAGGCGAUCGAACUGUGGGGUUGAGUCGAUCAAUUUGAUUUGCGGUGGUAGAAUCUUGAAAGAUGGCGAUGGAGGCGAGAAACUACUCGAUUUGGGUGUUAAGAACAACUCUCGGAUUCUUGCUAUGCGGGUUUCUACUGAAGAGGGCAAAUCACUCAACGUUGAGUUGAUGGCUGAGGAAGAACGCUCUAACAGGCUUGCUCGAGUCAAGGCAGCUGCCACUGCUUUAGCCAAGAGGCAUGCUAAUGGUUUCCUCCCAGUUGAAGAUUUCAAUAUAGAACUUGAGGAUCAAAGUGGACAGAAAGUUAAUUUGGGGUCUGAAACUGAUCAAAGGGCAAUCAUGAUGGGCUUGAUGCUUCAUGCAAACGCAAAGCAGCUUAUAAGAAAGGGAAAUUACAAAGAAGCAUUAGAAGUACUCAUCAUGGGAGAGGAGGCGUUCUCUCUUUGCAAUCCAAAAGUCAUUGAGUUUGUUGACAACGUCUCAAUUCUUCAAAUAGACAUGGUGUGGUGCUAUUUCAUGCUAAAAGACAUCAAGUGGCUCUCGGAUGCAGGAUUACGCCUUGCAAAGGCUAGAGAAGGAAUUGAACGAGCUCAUGGGAAGGACUCUUCCCGAGUUCGACUCCUUCAAGCUGGUUGUCAUCCCGAGCUUGCCUUACAUUUGAGACUGGAGCUCCUGGAAGGGGUGGCUGCAUACCACAGUUGUAUGUUCGAUAAGGCCCGGGAAGCGAUCAACUCAGCACAAAUGAAAUAUUCUCAGCUACAAGUGCCAGAUGAAGCAUUAUCCCAUGUUAUGGACAUGGGCUUUAAGGAAGGAGAAGCAAAGAGAGCACUCCGUAUGUGCCAUCAAGAUGUAUGCAAGGCUGUUGAUUUCCUUUUUGAGGAAAGAACAAAGAGAGAGAAAAAACGGGAAGAGGAUAUCGAACGCCAGAAGGAAAUCAAGGAGCAAAAACGGUAUGGAAUGACACCCUCCAAGAAAGCUGUUGAUCUUCAGAGAUUGAAAGAACUGGCAUCUAUAGGGUAUGAAAAAAACUUGGCUGCUGAAGCGCUGAGAAGAAAUGAGAAUGACAUACAAAAAGCAUUGGAUGAUUUGAUAAAUCCAGAAACUAACUCUUUUAUUCAGAAUGCUGUAGAGUCGAGGAAAAGGAAACGACAGCGUCAAACAACAGAUGCUGCAGUCGACAAGCUCGUUCUCAUGGGGUUUGAUAGAACAAGAGCCAUUGCAGCUUUUCAGGCUGGUGGCUCCUUAGAGCAAGCAGUUAAUUUAUUAUCACUGCCCGAUACUAAAUCUACGGUUGAUGGACAACCCGACUCGGUCCCUACAGCCUCAGCUUCCGAGGAUGCAAGCUCCUCCAUUUCAAACAUUGAAGAAAUCCAAGACAUGUUAGACAACUUUGAUAAUGGGGAAGGCCCUUCUACUGUCGAAGAAAACCGAGACUCUGAGAUGGAAAGCGAACUUGCCAGAGAACUCGACAGGGCUAGUGCUGUAUCAGAUUACGACAUGGAUGUAACAAAAGAAGGAGAAGCCAUCACAGAGUACUUGGCUCUAUUGGAUUCACUGAUGAAUUCCGCGAAAGCUUAAGAAACACUAGACAGGGCUUAUGUUAUGUAAAUAAUACUAUUUUAAAUUCUGGAUAUGGUAGAGCUAUUUAGAGACAAACAAAACUAACCUCGAAAGAGAUGUUGGCAGAGCAGAACAUGAACAAGAUUUAGUAAUGCACAUCAAUUUAUUUCAAGUAAAUAA
This is a messenger RNA of Cucurbita maxima (winter squash), 1833 nucleotides long. RefSeq names its product NEDD8 ultimate buster 1. Gene Ontology annotation, molecular function: protein binding. The record is from RefSeq and is a predicted model, not a curated record. The transcript is spliced from 11 exons. Bases 1 to 1671 code for a protein of 556 amino acids. Gene Ontology annotation, biological process: regulation of ubiquitin-dependent protein catabolic process. NCBI's taxonomy places the organism in Eukaryota, Viridiplantae, Streptophyta, Magnoliopsida, Cucurbitales, Cucurbitaceae.